AUGGCUGCCCCUUGUUCGGCCCAGAAUGAGAGCCAGAUGCGGAAGUCCGGGGCUGGCUACCUCCCCAUCGAGAACUAUGGCUUGAUUGGCAACAUGAGAACCUGUGCUCUGGUUGGCAUGGAUGGUAGCGUCGAUUUCAUGUGCUGGCCCGAGUUUGACUCACCUUCCAUCUUCUGCCGUCUUCUGGACAAGGAUAAGGGGGGCUACUUCAGUAUCCAUCCGGCUGCCAACCUGAGCUGCACCACCAAACAACAAUAUCUCCCGUCAUCAAACAUCCUCCAGACCCGCUACAUCCACGAGGAUGGAGUUGUGGACCUCGUCGACUUCUUCCCCCGCCCAAAGAAUGCCAAGGUCAUCUUCAAGGGGCCGAAGCAGGGCGCUUACCGCGAGAUGACGAGUGUCCAGGAGGAGCUCAAGCAGUGGUUAGUCCGCCGGGUCGAGUGCAUCCGCGGCCGCCUUCAACUGGAUGUUGAGAUCUUCCCUGCCUUUGACUAUGCUGCGGAACCACACACCACCACCGUGCUCCAGGAGGAAGGUAUCCCGCACAGUCCUCAGAGCAAGACGGCAACCUUCCACAGCAAGAAUGCCAAGCUUCAGCUCGACGUCAGCAUAGACCGCGGCGAGGAUAGCAACGAAAGCUGGCCUACCGUGCGCUUCAAGAAGGCCACGAAGCCCGGCAUGCUAGGCGAGGGUGUGGUUGCCAGCGUCGAUAUCUGCGAGGGUCAAGCUGUGUCUUUCGUCAUCCGGAACGAUGUCGAAAACCACAUCACUGAGAACAUCACCAGCACCGUGCUUGACACACAGCAACACGACACCCAGACGUACUGGUAUAACUGGAUCUCCCGAAGCAAGUACAAGGGCCGCUGGCGCGAGGUCGUGGCGCGGAGUCUCAUGAUCUUGAAGCUCAUGACCUACGAGCCGACGGGAGCCAUCAUCGCCUCCCCGACAUUCUCCAUCCCCGAAGACAUCGGAGGCGUCCGCAACUGGGAUUACCGGUUCUCUUGGGUCCGCGAUUCCAGUUUCACCAUUUACAUCCUGCUGCGCCUAGGAUUCACCGAGGAGGCCGACGCCUACAUGGAGUUCAUCAGCGAGCGGUUCGUCAAGUCGCGGGUGGAGGACAGCGGGCUGCCCAUCAUGUUCACCAUCCGGGGCGAGACGGACAUUCCCGAGCGGGAGCUGACGCACCUGGACGGGUACCGGGGUAGCAAGCCGGUGCGGAUCGGCAACGGGGCGGCCUUCCACCAGCAGUUCGACAUCUACGGCGAGCUCAUGGACGCCAUCUAUCUGUACAACAAGUACGGAAAGCCCGUCCACUGGGACCUGUGGUGCGCGGUGCGCAAGAUGCUCGACUUUGUACUCACCAUCAUGGACCAGCCCGACAUGUCCAUCUGGGAGGUGCGCAACAACAAGCAGAACUUCACCUACUCCAAGGUGAUGCUGUGGGUGGCCUUUGACCGCGGCCUGCGCCUAUCGGAGAAGCGCAACUUCCCGUGCCCCAACCGCGUCAAGUGGCUGGCCGCCCGCGACAGCCUGUACGAGGAGGUCAUGGAGAAAGGCUACAACAAGGAGAUGAAGUGCUUUGUGCAGAGCUACGAGAGCCAGACCAUGCUGGACUCGUCCAUCCUCAUUGCCCCGCUCGUCUUCUUCAUCGCCCCCAACGACCCGCGCUUCCUCAACACCAUGGACCGCAUCAUGCUGCCCCCCGACAAGGGCGGCCUGACCAGUACUGGGUUGGUGUACCGGUACGAUACGGAGCUGUCCGAGGAUGGUGUCGGCGGCCGCGAGGGUGCCUUCAGCAUGUGCACGUUCUGGCUGGUGGAAGCCAUGACGCGGGCGUCUGUCUACGAGCCCAAGUACCUGGUGCGCGCCAUCAACCUGUUCGAGAACAUGCUCAGCUUCUCCAACCACCUGAUGAUGUUCUCGGAAGAGAUCUCCCGCAGCGGCGAGCAGCUGGGGAACACGCCGCAGGCUUUUAGCCACCUGGCUCUGAUCAGCGCGGCGUUCAACCUGGAUCGCGUGUCGGAGUUCAAGAAAUAA
Chaetomium globosum CBS 148.51 is the source of this 2037-nucleotide messenger RNA. RefSeq lists its product as uncharacterized. The record is from RefSeq and is a predicted model, not a curated record. Gene Ontology annotation, molecular function: hydrolase activity, hydrolyzing O-glycosyl compounds. NCBI's taxonomy places the organism in Eukaryota, Fungi, Ascomycota, Sordariomycetes, Sordariales, Chaetomiaceae. The transcript has 5 exons. Gene Ontology annotation, biological process: carbohydrate metabolic process. The coding region runs from base 1 to 2037 and encodes 678 amino acids.